AUGGCAAUUUUCGGCGUGUUUUUGGCCUGGGCCAUAGGAGGCGGACUGAUCGUUUUUCGAGCGUGGAUCAUCUACAAGAACUACCUCAAGUUCAGCACGUUUUGGUUUGGUAUUCUGUGGGCUUCCGCGUGGGUACCAGGUCUCGUCAUUAUGAGUAUGAUGAGCAGCCUGUGGGCAACCUCGUCCGUGGACGUUCAAUACCUCUCCGUGCCGGGAUUAUGCGCCAUUCUUAACAAGCCAUCUUACCUGUGGGUUACUGUGGCUUGGGACAUGUUCUUCCAAGGAUCGAUUUGCCUGCUGCUGAUCUACAAAGCUUACCAGAAUGGAUACUUGCGAACGGAUUCGACAUGGGAGUUGAUGGCAUGCUUGAUUAUUGACGGUAUAUUUUAUAAUGUGGUCAUAUUAGGUAGGUGUCAAGAACUUCCUCGGGAGAAGGGGGGUCCAACGGUUGACGCAGCUAUGAAUAUCCUCAACCUAAUCUCUUUUUUCGCACUGCCUGAACCGCUCGUAUUCUUUGCAUAUGUGUGCACCAAGCUGGACAAUUUCGACCGCGUUGAUUGGAAGGUACCGGUAUUCGAGUGA
This is a messenger RNA of Dacryopinax primogenitus, 582 nucleotides long. RefSeq lists its product as uncharacterized. Bases 1 to 582 code for a protein of 193 amino acids. The transcript is spliced from 7 exons. NCBI's taxonomy places the organism in Eukaryota, Fungi, Basidiomycota, Dacrymycetes, Dacrymycetales, Dacrymycetaceae. The record is from RefSeq and is a predicted model, not a curated record.